Molecule: messenger RNA, 792 nt
Organism: Guillardia theta CCMP2712
Lineage: Eukaryota; Cryptophyceae; Pyrenomonadales; Geminigeraceae
Gene: RPL8e
Product: large subunit ribosomal protein L8e, cytoplasmic
Exons: 4
Coding region: 1-792 (263 amino acids)
Biological process (GO): cytoplasmic translation
Cellular component (GO): ribosome; cytosolic large ribosomal subunit
Molecular function (GO): RNA binding; structural constituent of ribosome
Source: RefSeq, a predicted model, not a curated record
AUGGGUGUCGGUAUCCGCGCGCAGCGUCGUGGUGCUGGUUCUGUCUUCAAGUCCCAUACCAAGCACAGGAAAGGAGCUGUUUCCCUCCGCACUUUGGACUUUGCUGAGAGGAAUGGAUACAUCAAGGGAGUGAUCAAGGAGAUCAUCCACGACCCGGGCCGAGGUGCGCCACUGGCCAAGGUGCAGUUCCGCUCCCCCUACUCGUACAAGGUCGAGAAGGAGCUCUUUGCUGCUGCCGAGGGCAUGUACACCGGUCAGUUCAUCUACUGCGGGAAGAAGGCCCAGCUCACCGUUGGCAACGUGCUUCCCCUCUCUGAGAUGCCGGAGGGUACCGUCAUCUGCAACGUUGAGCACGCCGCCGGCAACGGAGGAACCAUGGCUCGCGCUUCGGGCGACUACUGCACCAUCAUGACCCAGGACCCUGACGCCGGCAAGACCCGCAUCAAGCUUCCAUCCGGAGCCCGCAAGACUGUCUCCAACAAGUGCCGCGCGAUGAUCGGAAUCAUAGCUGGAGGAGGACGUAUUGAUAAGCCCAUGUUGAAGGCCGGUACCGCGUACCACAAGUACAAGGCUAAGAGGAACGAGUGGCCCCGUGUUCGUGGUGUCUGUAUGAACCCUGUAGAGCAUCCCUUUGGUGGUGGUAACCAUCAGCACAUUGGUAAGCCCUCCACUGUUCGCCGCGACAAGGCCCACGGUCGCAAGGUUGGUCUCAUCGCAGCUCGCAGAACUGGUCGUCUUCGUGGAGGAAAGGCCACUGCUGCUCUUGCAGAGAAGGCCAAGGAGAAGAAGUAA